UGAAAGGGCUUCGAAGUGGAACGAACAUUCAACGGACAUCAAUGCAGGUGUGUCAAACACGUUGAAAUGCAAAUGAAAGGUCUGCUAAGUGGGCUACAUUGCAAUGAGAAUCUGUUUAGGCAUCCCAUUCAAAGGGAAAUUUGAGAAAAAAAUUACAAACCACUUUACGUGGCAAUGUAUGUGCACAUACUGCAAGUGCUAAUGCGUGGCGGUAAAAGGUAUCCUGACAACUUCGUCACUUCAGAGACAGCAGAAGGUACAAGGAUUCUUCGGGUUUCUUAUUCCCCUAAACUGGAGCAUAUCAGGAUUGCUCGACUGAAAUUUGUAUCAGCCUGAAGAAUAAGGCGUAGUCUGCACAUUGGAGCUGGGAAAUUGAGUGUUAUGAGACAAAGUAAACUCGCUGUACUUACAUGUAUCGUUUGCUGAUGCAUGUAGGCUUGCGUUAUAGAAGCUUGAAGUCCGACUCUUUCCGUGAUGCGUACUCGAUUCCUGAUUUACCAGGCAAGUAUCUUUUCAGACAAGUACCCCGUUUCAUCUUCAGUUUUCAUUUUGCCAUUUAAAGACGGAGCCUGUCGUGGAGGAUUCCAUAUUAGGACAACUGGAUUGGUCAAAAGGAGAGCUCUCGGAUUAACUGAUUCGAUUUCAUAAACAGCUGGUGAGCUGGGCGUUUAAGAAUGACACGCAAGAACUGUUUACUGAUAGCGACAAUCUGGGCAGUAAUCCUGUGCCAGAUCUGUGGCCUGUUCAUGCUGCUCUCGUAUGGGAACUCCGGACGGACUCCCACAGCGAAGGUAGCAAGCGUCACUAACUCGGAGAGCAUUAUCCAAAGGAAAGACUCGCCAAGAAAAGGGGAGAGUGUGGUUUAUACUCACAAUAUAAAGUUAUCAACUGGCAGUAACUUUACGUCCAGAGAAGUCAGCAAUGACUCAGUCCCUGUGAAGUUACUGACCUCACACGACCAAAAAACGAGCAUUGGUUCCAUUACUGGUGAAAAACCUACCCCCCCGAUGAAUAACUCAGACGUGAUAAGAGCUGUGACUCCGAGUUCACAGGAUCGAAAUGGUUCCGGGCAAGUCAUUAAUCCGCAUGGAUACGGUUUGCUCAUAGAUGAGCCUCAAGCUUGUUUGGAUGCUGCAGGAGCUCCCAAGGAAGUGUUUUUGCUGGUGUUUGUAACCAGCAUUCACGCACACAUCGAGCAGCGACAGGCCAUUCGCGAGACCUGGGGAAGCCCGCGGGAGGUGAGGGGCAAGGAGAUUGUCACGCUGUUUCUGUUUGGAUACAAUGGAAACGCGAACCUUCAGCGACAGCUGGAGGAGGAGUCUAGAAAGCACCACGAUGUGCUCCAGGAGGACUUCCAAGACGCCUACAGGAACAUGACGCUGAAGACCAUCAUGGGGAUGAAGUGGGCCAGUACGCACUGUCCCCAGGCCUCCUACGUCAUGAAGACGGACGACGACAUGUACAUCAGCUACGACAAUCUCAUCAAGCUCCUCACCAAUGCAACAACCCCGUCUACAAACUACACAGUUGGGUAUCUUGCCAUCAGAUCAGCUCCCCGUCGGAGACCUAACAACAAGUGGUACAUGCCGAAGCAGUUGUUUCCUGACCCGGUGUAUCCAUCAUACGUCACAGGAGGGGGGUACGUAUUGUCGAACGACGUAGUCCGUAAAGUUUACGAAAAGUCGCUUGACACCAGAUACCUUCCAAUUGAGGACGUCUUUGUCGGUGUGUGUUUGAAGCUACUGAAUAUUAUACCCAUUGGAAACAAAGAUUUUAACCUACAUCAUGUCAACUACUCCCGUAAACUCUAUAAAACUUUGAUUAAUUCUCACGGAAUGGCUCCCAAGGAAAUGCGUAGAAUAUGGAGCGACCAGCUGAAAGCCACACUCCGCUAAGCCCAUUAAUAAAAGUUAUACACUCAAAAUAUUCUACAUACUAUAAAGGGUCUUGAGAGUCAUGGAAUUGGGGAAUUAAAGAAACAUGGCACUGAAUCUCUGGCCCGACCUCAGGGCUUUCAAUUCUGAGCAAUUUGGAUGCAAUCGGGUGCGAAAGUGAGACUGUUUAGCCGUUUUACAGAGGGAUGCAUUUUCAAAAUGACUACUUUCCGGGCAGUGAAAUUUCCUCCAAUUUGCUUUGGAUGAGAAUUUCUCAACAUUCAUCGGUUAACCCACUAAAAAUUAAAAGGAAAAUGAAAGAGGACAUGUCCAACAUCAUUUUUCUGUCCAACCUGGACACCUGUGAGAGUUGUAUUUUUUUAUAUAUUUGUGAAGUAUGUCGAUUUAUCACUGCUGUCUAUAGGAAUUUAUUUCCUGUGGCACACCCUAUGCGCGGCGCCAGGUAAUGGGGGAUAAUCUUUCGGACAAAGGGCUGUACGCGGCACUAUGUGGUAGCCAGUGGGUGAACCUCGGUCUGAUCUAAUCCUACAUAUGAAGCAAACUAUUGGACAGAGAGAGCUCCCCCCCCCGCCUUUGGUUGGUCAUUGCUAUAUUGGUAACUUAGGAAUUCUUUUCAGACACCUGGGGGUGUGACAAUAGGCUGGAGUGUGUAUAGGAAUUGGACUUGUUGGGGGUACCCCUCUGUCCCAUUUCGUGCCUGGUAUAUUACUAUAGUCCUUGGACAUUAAUAAACGAGAGAGGGCGAGCACAUGCUGAACGGUCUUGCGUUCGGUUUACUACACGGGGAUAAUCUGGUCGAUACAAGAAGAAGGCCCUGCUGGCCCUGGCUGAAACUCUUUAUCCUUGAACUAGUGUUUUACGUCCUGUUACCCUAUACAUGUACAUGUUUGUGGUUUUUACAAAUUCAAACCGAGCGGAGUAUUACUGUUGAUCUUUAUUGUUGAGUAAAUGUAAAAUACAUCAUAAUAUAAAAAUUAUGAAUUCUCGUGGGCGGCAUGACGUCAAAGAUAUUCGGCCUCCUUCUGGUAGCUGGGGCAUGUCUCCCUAAUGAUUAGGGAGAUAAAUUUUGCGACCUCAGGGAGACAUCAUUAAAUGAUAAAGUUAACGUUAAAGUUCAACACAGAGAGCCUCGGUUUCGAUGCAGAUAUGCGCAGACGGCGCUAAUGUGAAAUCCCUCUGUUAUUUCCUUGUAUUUUUACAGCCACCCUGUGGGUCCCUCACACAACAUAAUAACAGUGUAGCAAUUUCUUCAUAUAACCAGCUGUACGCUGUUGGUAGGUUUGAUGUAUUAUACACUGUGUGUACAAUUUCUUCUUAAAAUCUGAGAAUAAAGAUCGAUAAAGAUCUUCAAGGCAUUGCGGUUGAGGGAAGGGAAUUUCGAACAUCCCAGUAUGCUGACGACACGGUUUUGUUCGCGAAUGGCUCAGCGAAGUCAAUGCAGGCUGCUUUCAGAAUUCUUGACCAAUUUGCUGAUAUGUCUGGUUUAAAGAUUAACGUUGAGAAGACGAAUGCCAUUUGGGUUGGUUCAAUGAAAGAUAGUGAGGAUAAGCUUUGUGAAGAGAUCAACGCGAACUGGGUCGCGGCUAAGCAACCUUUUAGAACUCUUGGUAUUGACUUCUCCACUGAUCUUAACUCUAUGAUUUCGCUGAAUUACAAUAGGAUUAUCCCGACGUAACGUGGCCAAAUUUUUAAUUGGUCAAAGAGACAUUUAACAGUGUUGGGCAGAAUUGCUUUAGUUAAAUCAUUACUUGUGUCAAAACUUAUCUACCUUGUGUUAACCCUUCCUGAUCCUCCCUGUGAUAUGAUUAAGGAGUUAAAUAGUCUGGUUUUUAAUUUUAUUUGGAAAAGACACGACUGAGUGGCCAGAAACCAAAUUAUCCAAGAUUGUGGUCAGGUUGGGUUGCAAAUGGUUGACGUUCGGCUUUAUUUAGAAGCUCUGAAAGUUACCCGGUUACGUAGACUCCUUAAAGCUCAGCCCUCAGGUAGGUCUACUUUGUGCAACUGUAUUUUUGAUAUCUCCCGAUUGUCCUUAGUGGAAGGUGGUUCAAUUAAAUCGAUUGGUGCCUGGAUAGUUCGUAACGCCUUUUAGUUCGAUGUGUUUACAGCAUGGUCUAACUUUACUCGGGCCCAUUUGCCUACAACGAAAGCGGAGGUAUGGAGGAGUUCUCUUUGGUUCAAUGAUAAAAUUAAGAUUAAUGGCAGAUGUAUUUAUUACAAACAUUGGUUGAGUAAAGGUGUUAAGUUUAUUGGUGAUUUAAUAAAUGAGAAUGGCAUUUUUGUUUCUCUGGAUGAGUUUAAGAAUGUAUUUGAUGUCAACACCAACUUUUUAGAGUACGGUGGAGUGUUGAGAGCAAUUAAGUUGUCUUUUAGAGAAUUCAUGUCAGACAGUUCAGUUAUUUACUUCCCAUUUUUGCCGUUCAACUUCAAGCGCUCUUAAAGGACCAGAAAGGAUCACGAGGGAUCUAUGAUGUUUUAGUGUCUUCUAAACGUGUGCCAAGAAAAUUCAUAGAUAAGUGGAAUGUUAAACUGAAUAUAGAUUUUGAUUUUUCGAAGUGGUCUUUAAUUUUAAAUACUUGAACAGUUGACACUAAACUACGUUGGUUCCAAUUUAUAUUAAUACACCGGAUCCUGGGAACUAAUUUAUUGUUGUCUAAGAUUGGUAAGGCAGACACCAAUCUUUGUACAUUCUGUAACGAGGAAGAGGAGACACUUGUUCAUCUUUUUUGCUCGUGUACCUACUCUAUCUUUUUUUGGUCCUCGGUAUUUCUAUGGAUUAAAGAGAAGACCAAUCCGUCUAUUGCGAGGGACAAUAACGUCUUUUCAUUUAGCAACACCAAUGUUACACGUCAUGGUAAAGUGGUUACUUUAAUAUUGUUCAUCUGUAGAUUCCAUGUGUAUAAAAUGAAAAUGAAUAAAAAACGACCCUCAAUUUCUGUCUUAAAAAAGGAUUUUAUUUAUUUGAUGGAAAAAUUCAUGUUUUAUGGAACUUGAACUAGCUCCAAAUUUCACAAGAAAUGGGACCAAUUAGUCAUAUUAGGCCAAGGCUAGUAGGUUUUUAGUAUUAUUGAAAUUUUAAUCUGUAUUUCUUAUUUUAUAAAUUGAUAGCAUGGAUGUUUAAAAGGACACAGUGAACAAUAAAGGAGAAUCCCAGAAAAAAAUCUGAGAAUGAAAAUUA
Acanthaster planci (crown-of-thorns starfish) is the source of this 5070-nucleotide messenger RNA. Its product is annotated as beta-1,3-galactosyltransferase 1-like. Lineage: Eukaryota; Metazoa; Echinodermata; Asteroidea; Valvatida; Acanthasteridae. The record is from RefSeq and is a predicted model, not a curated record. Gene Ontology annotation, biological process: protein O-linked glycosylation. Gene Ontology annotation, molecular function: hexosyltransferase activity. Gene Ontology annotation, cellular component: Golgi membrane.